Medicago truncatula (barrel medic) is the source of this 4686-nucleotide messenger RNA. Its product is annotated as disease resistance protein RUN1. Gene Ontology annotation, biological process: signal transduction; defense response. Bases 215 to 3484 code for a protein of 1089 amino acids. The record is from RefSeq and is a predicted model, not a curated record. Lineage: Eukaryota; Viridiplantae; Streptophyta; Magnoliopsida; Fabales; Fabaceae. The transcript has 9 exons. Gene Ontology annotation, molecular function: ATP hydrolysis activity; ADP binding.
UUUAUCAAUACGGGAAAUUGUCGGGAAAUUGCUCCAUGUUGUUACGAUAAUUUCUUUCAUGACACUAGAUACUCCAAAGUAAUUUAAGUUCACACUCUACAAUUUAUAUUCAUCACCACCAACAAAAGCGUGUCUUUCUCCCACAUUUAUCAUUUGACUCUAGAUACUGUAAACUCUGCAAUUCAUAAUCAUCAAACCAAUUCAUUCACACAUCAUGGCUUCCCUCACAGAUCAAUUCAAGUACGAUGUUUUUCUCAGCUUUCGAGGUGAGGAUACUCGCUACGGUUUCACUGGCAAUCUCAAGAAAGCUCUAGAUGACAAAGGAGUUCGAACUUUCAUGGAUGACAAGGAGAUUAAAAAAGGCGAAGAAAUCACACCAUCACUUCUCAAAGCAAUUGAAGACUCCAAGAUGGCCAUCGUUGUCCUCUCUAAGAAUUAUGCUUCUUCCUCCUUUUGCUUACAAGAGCUUUCAAAGAUCCUUGAUACGAUGAAAGAUAAGGUGGUGGAUCGUUCCGUUUUGCCGGUUUUUUAUAAGGUGGAUCCUUCUGAUGCAAGAAAGUUGAAAAGCAGCUAUGGAGAAGCACUGGCUCAACAUGAGAAAAGGUCAAAUAGUAACAUGGAUUUGUUGCAGAAAUGGAAGAAUGCUCUAAACCAAGUUUCUAAUUUAUCCGGCUUUCAUUACAAGAAAGGGGAUGGGUACGAGCAUGAGUUUAUUGGAAAGAUUGUUGAACAAAUCUUAAGAAAUACAAAACCCGUUGCAUUACCUGUUGGUGAUUACCUAGUUGGACUGGAGCACCAAAAGCAACAUGUGACUUCGCUUUUGAAUGUUGGGUCUGAUGAUACUGUCCACAUGGUAGGGAUCCAUGGGAUUGGUGGAAUAGGGAAAACUACUCUUGCUCUAGAAGUUUAUAAUUCAGUUGUCUGUCUAUUUCAAGGUUCCUGUUUUCUUGAAAAAGUUAGAGAAAAUUCUGAGAAAAAUGGGUUGAUAUAUCUCCAAAAGAUCCUUCUGUCUCAAAUUCUUGGAGAGAAGGACAUGGAGUUAACAAGUGUUGGACAAGGAAUGUCAAUAUUACAACAAAGGCUCCGCCAAAAGAAGGUUCUUUUGCUUCUAGACGAUGUUGACAAUUUGGAGCAAUUAGAGGCCGUUGCUGGAAGAUCUGUUUGGUUUGGACAAGGCAGCAGAGUCAUCAUUACGACUCGAGACAAAAGGUUACUAACAAGGCAUGAGGUUGAAAGAACAUACGAAGUGAAGGGAUUGAAUGAUAAAGAUGCUUUUGAAUUGGUGGGAUGCAAAGCUUUAAAAAACAAAUAUAGUCCAAGCUAUAAAGAUAUGUUAUUAGUUGAAAAUUAUGGAAGACAAUUAGUGGAUGUGAACGACCAAGUUUAUUCAGGUUACACGCAUGUUUUAAAACGUGCCGUAGCAUAUGCUUCUGGCCUUCCACUAGCUUUGGAAGUCAUAGGUUCUCACUUUUUUAAUAAGACAGUAGAGCAAUGUGAAUGUGCACUAGAUCGUUAUGAAAGAGUUCCUCAUAAAAAGAUCCAAACAACACUACAACUGAGCUUUGAUGCUUUGCAGGAAGAAGAGAAGUCUGUUUUUCUUGAUAUUGCUUGUUGCUUCAAAGGAUGGAAAUUGACAAGGGUCGAAGAAAUACUUCAUGCUCAUCAUGGUGAUAUCAUGAAUGAUCACAUUAAUGUGUUAGCAGAAAAAUCUCUCAUAAAAAUAAGUGAGUCUGGUAAUGUGACAUUACAUGAUUUGGUAGAGGAUAUGGGGAAAGAAAUAGUUAGACAAGAAUCACCGGAAAAUCCUGGAAAACGUAGUAGGUUAUGGUCCUCUAAAGAUUUAAUUCAAGUUUUAGAAGAAAAUACUGGAACAAGUAAAAUUGAAAUCAUACAUUUGGAUUGUUCUAUUAGAGUAGAAUGGGAUGAAGAAGCUUUCAAGAAGAUGGAAAAUCUCAAAACACUAAUUUUUAGUAAAGAUGUUUCUUUUUCUAAAAAUCCCAAACAUCUUCCAAAUAGUCUAAGAGUGUUGGAAUGUCGCUAUCGCAAGUAUCCUUCAUCAAAUUUCCAUGUGCAAGAUGAAAAAUGCCAUUUUUUCAGUCACCAUACAUCAAAUCCAUUUGAGUGGAAGGGCUUAUUCAGAAAGAAGUUCAAGAAUAUGAGAAUUUUAAAUCUUCAGCAUAGUGAAGGUUUAGCAGAAAUACCUGAUAUAUCUGAUCUUUCAAAUUUAGAAGAAUUUUCAAUUCAAGAUUGUGAGGAACUAAUUACAAUUGAUAACUCGGUUGGUUUUUUGCGUAAACUUAAAACCAUGAGUAUUAGAGGUUGCCAUGAGUUAAGGAGACUUCCACCUCUCAAGUUGGAUUCGCUAGAAAAACUUGACCUUUCAAAUUGUUAUAUGCUCGAGAGUUUUUCAAGUGUGGCGGAUGGGUUGUUGGAUAAACUUAAAUUCUUGAAUAUUGAAUACUGCAUCAUGCUUAGGAGUAUUCCACGGCUCACGUUGACUUCUUUAGAACAUUUCAAUAUUUCAUGUUGUUAUAGUCUUGAGAGUUUACCAGAAAUAUUGGAAGAUCUGAGAAAUAUACCAGGACUUCGCUUGGAUAAAACUUCCAUAAAAGAAUUGCCGUCUCCAUGUAAUUGUGAAUAUUUUAGGUCACCAAAUAUAGCUGAUGUGAAGCCAAAACUGGUUGAAUUUGCCAUCCAUAAUGAAGAAAGAGUACUCCUGCAAUCUUCAAAUGUAAAGUAUAUUUGUGUGGGAAACUGCAAACUUUCAUAUGAAAAUCUGUCAAAAAUUCUCAUCUUGUUUUCUAAUGUGCAAGAAUUACACCUAACUAACUAUCAAUUCAAAGUUCUUCCUAAUUGUAUCGAAGAAUGUCAUUUUUUAUGGAAACUCGUCUUGGAUGAUUGUAAGGAACUUCAGGAAAUUAAAGGGAUUCCUCCACGCUUAAGAAUGUUAUCUGCACUAAACUGCAAGUCAUUGACUUCGUCGUGCAAAAGCAAAUUACUAAAUCAGGAAUUGCACGAGGCUAGAAACACUUGGUUUCGUUUGCCACGGGUGCCAAAGAUUCCAGAGUGGUUCGACCACAAAUGCUCGGCAGGAUUGUCAAUUUCUUUUUGGUUUCGUAACAAGUUUCCCUCCAUAGUUCUUUGUGUUGUUUCUCCAUUGACAUUGUGUUUUGGACAUCAGGGUGGUGUAAGAGUGAUCAUUAACGGCAAUAGAUUUGUCUAUACAUAUAGUUCGGUGAUACAUUGGAGAGCACAGCCCAAUAUGUAUCAUUUGCAUCUUUUUCAUAUGCAAAUGGAGAACUUCAAUGAUAAUAUGGACAAAGCACUUUUAGAAAAUAAGUGGAACCAUGCAGAGGUUUAUUUUGGUGUCUCUGCAUUCAUGUAUAGUGGAAUCCAUGUAUUGAAAGAUAAAAACAACAUGGAGGAUAUUCGAUUCACCAACCCAGCGAGUGAUGCUAACAUUGUGUUACACUCGGAAUGUUAAAAAAUAUUGAAUUUUUGUAUAUCCAACUCACCAAAUAUUGAAUUUUUGGAUGAAUCUGUGAAAGAAACUUCAGAUUUCUACUGUCAGAAGAUUCUCCACAUAGGACAUAAAUCAAUUGUAUGUCUAACUCCAAGGAAGAAAACCGAACCAUUAUUACCCAUCAAUUUCAAGAAUCCACAAACCCAGCUUUCCAAAAAAGUACAAUACCUUUGCUGAUUUGUGAAGUGAUAUGAGUUGUGCACUUAGAUUGUUUCAUCUGCGUUACUGUGUAAAAAGUCUCCAACUUUACAAAAUAUUUGCAUCAAGGUUGAAGUUCUUGCCAAGAGAAACUUCUCUUAUGCUCAUCUAGCACAGAUGGAGUAUAUACUUCCCAAAGGUAUAGAAAUUGAAAAGGUGGUUGUUGUUGAUAAGAAGAGCUUGUGUAUGAAGCCUGAUUUGAAGAUCACCUUGGUAUUUGACGCUGUUGAAGAUCACUCCGACCACAUUUCUAAAUCCAAUCUAAGUGAGUUCUAGAACUUCAUCGGUUGCGUCUGCGUUAUACAUCUGAAAAGUCCAAUGUAAUACUGUCAUUGUUUGGUAACAUAGUCAAGGGAUUGCAAAAUUCAAGAUUGCUAUUGUGGUGGCAUUUAGGUUUUCAUUCUCUACAUAGUACUCUGUGCUGUGAUUUGUGAUUCCAUAUGGUAGGUAGAUGGAAGCAUGUUAUAACUUAGCUGAAAAUGUAUCGAUGGUAAUAACAAGUGAAAUUGAAUUGUCGCUGAACACCUUACAUCUUUUAAACGACGCUUUUCUCAGAAGAAUGUUGCUAACGAGACUGAGCCAGUUCAGAGCUUUUCAUCAUCUGAAAACUGUCAUCCCAUGAAUCUGAGAGCCUAGGCAACCAAGAAAGUGAGUGAUUGUGUGAGUUUAAUGCAGAAAGAGGAAAGCAGUACACAAGAUCUCCCCUCCACAUUCUGUUAGCCACGCUCCUGAUCUGAAACUGGUUAUCCGAUGCAUCCAAACCAGAUUCUGGCUCAAUAUCAUUGAUAGAACUGGUUAAUUUUAUUGACUCAAUAUAUUUGGCUCAUUCAAAAGAACUUGAAUCACAAAAGAGGAACUCCUCCUAAAGAUACUGAUUAAAACAACAUUUAGAAGCAUUAACUAAGACCUAUAAUUAUUAAACUUUUAGUUAAGAGAAAUAAAUUUCAUUUCAAGCCAUGUUAAGA